GAUGAAGUCAAGUCGAACGAAAAAGUCAUUAUGCAAAAUACACAGAGAGUGCUCCACAACGAUGAACUCUUCUAUACUAGUGUGUUACUGGGGGAUGUUAUAGAGGUGAGCGCUAUGAUUGACAGCGGUUCUAUGGCAUGCACAUUGAGCUCAACAGUGGUGCCACGCCUUGAGAAAGCAGGUGUGCUCAAGAGUGGCUCCCUCAGUCCAACUGAAGUGGUGUUGGUUGGCUGCGGGGGGUUGAAGACCAAGCCUGUAGGUGUGUGUGAAUUGAAUCUGUCUGUGUAUGGCAGCAGUGUCUCUGUCCCUGUUCUAGUAGUGGAUGGCCAACGUGAUGAGCUUAUCCUAGGCAGCAACGUGAUUAAACACCUCAUCAGGGAGCUGAAGACGACUGGUGACUUCUGGGAGAAGAUGUCAUCAUCUGAACACAAUGGAGAUGACAAACUGUUCCGUCUGCUGGCUAAUGUAGAGAGAUGGAAAGGGACUGAAGUGCCAGAAAGAGUGGGCACAGUAAGGCUGAAGCGGGCGGUCACAUUGGAGCCUAUGCAGGAACAUUUAGUCUGGGGCCGGCUGUGUACGCCUCAAAAUGUAUCCGCGGGCAGUGCCGUCGUUAUUGAGCCUACGAGGGCACGCUCAAGACCAAAAAACAUUCUAGUGGGGAGAACAGUAGCGACAUUGUGGAGCGAUGGCUGGGUCCCUGUCAAAGUUAUCAAUCCCUCACCAAAGCCAGUAACGGUGAGACGGAAUGUCAAGAUAGCGGAUGUUUUUCCUUGCAUGGCAUUAGAGGACUUUGACACUGACUAUAUGGAUGGGCCCACUGUCAAACCGGUCCCCCUGGUGCAGCAGGUACACAAAAUGGAUGACAAUCCAGACUUUGACAAUGGUAGUGGAGAUAGCUUGACUGUUGACAGUACCGUCGACCCGCACAGAGUGACAAGUGAGGUGUUGCACGAGUUAGGGUUAGGUGGCAUUGACAUUGAGUCCACUCAGUUGUCGCAACAGUGUAAGGCCAGGCUAGUUCAGCUUAUAGCCCGCUACGAGUCUAUCUUCUCCCGGCACAAACUAGAUUGCGGGAAGGCUACGGGAUAUGUCCAUCGCAUCAGACUCAGUGACACUAAGCCUUUUAGGCUACCUUACCGUAGGCUCUCCCCUAACCAUUAUGACAAGCUCAGGCAGGCCUUGGAUGAGAUGGAAGAGCGAGAGAUAAUCAGGAAAUCCAGCAGUGAGUAUGCCUCCCCACUCGUCCUGGUCUGGAAGAAGUCUGGUGAUCUGAGACUGUGUACAGACUUCCGAUGGCUCAAUGCUCGCACCGUAAAGGAUGCUCACCCUCUACCUCACCAAGCUGAUGCUCUGGCGGCCCUGGGUGGCAAUGCUUUCUUCUCUACAAUGGAUUUGACCUCCGGCUACUACAAUGUGGAGGUGCAUGAAGACGACAAGAAGUUUACAGCCUUCACUUCUCCUUUUGGGUUAUAUGAAUAUAACCGUCUUCCACAAGGACUAUGUAACAGCCCAGCUACAUUCAUGAGGAUGAUGUUGAGCAUUUUUGGGGAUCAACAUUUUUCUAGCCUCCUAUGCUACCUGGACGAUGUGCUGGUUUUUGCCCCGACUGAAGAACUUGGAUUGCAACGCUUGGAGUCAGUUUUUGAGCGUCUCAAAGCCCAUAAUCUGAAAUUGUCUCCAAAGAAAUGCCAUUUCAUGAAGAGGUCAGUGCGGUUCUUGGGGCAUGUCAUCAGUGAAGGAGGUGUGGCCACAGACCCAGAAAAAGUGACGGCUAUUACAGGGAUGACAGAGAAGGAUCUCAUGGAGGAUAACACGGACGUGCCUUCCCAGGGGAAGAUUCGGUCCUUUCUCGGAAUGAUAGUCUAUUACCAGCAGUUCAUUGAGGGGUGCUCCACCAUCGCUAAGCUGCUGCAUGGGCUGACAACGGGGACGAAGGCACCACGCCACGAGAAAGGCAAGAGGAAAAGAGGAAUACAUAGGAAACUCACAGCAGCAGACUGGACUGGUGAGUGCAAACAGGCCUUUAGUCAGUUGAAACAAGCUCUCCUCGAUCAGGUCAUGCUAGCCCACCCUGAUUUUAGUAGACCUUUCUUGCUGUCUGUAGACGCAUCUAGUAAUGGAUUAGGUGCUGUCCUUUCCCAGGUGCCAGAGGAUGGGUCUGCAGCCAGACCGGUAGCAUUCGCUAGCAAAUCACUUACUUAUGCACAGUCAAAGUAUCCUGCCCAUAGGUUAGAGUUUUUUGCUUUACGGUGGGCUGUCUGUGAGAAAUUUAGUCAUUGGCUAAGGGGCAAGCCUUUUACUGUAUGGACAGACAACAACCCAUUAACGUACAUCCUGUCCAAGCCCAAAUUGGACGCCUGUGAACAGAGAUGGGUUGCUAAACUUGCUCCAUUCAGGUUUGACAUCAAGUACAUUCCCGGUCCCAAAAAUAUCAUUGCUGAUGCACUCAGUAGACAGCCAUUUGUGCAGCCGAGCGCUCUCCACCGCAUCACAAGGGUUCCAUACAAGGCCUUGCUGGAAGAAGCUGCGGGAGUACGUGCUGAGAAGGUGCAAGAUGUGUUCCGCUGGUCGACCCACCCAUUCGACCUUGAAAGCUGCUCACCGUCAAUUGAGGCAGAUGCCUGUGAAAUUGUCAUGGACUGCCAGACUACCUCCUAUCCUUCUCCUGGUUCUCUGUCAAAGGAAGCGGUGUCAACAGUCCUGAGGUCGCAAGGGGAGGCUGGGUUACAGAACUGUGCGCUGCUACUGCCUCAGCUCACUCAGUCACUGGUGCCGUCUGAGAUGUCAGAUGUGAGAGUGCUAUCCCGUGACGACCUGAUAUCAAAGCAGCGCCAGGAUAACGCUCUCGCCAGAGUUGUCUUCUACGUGGACAGGGGCCGUAGACCUUCUAGGAGGGAACGUGGCCAUGAACCACUCGAGGCUCUGCGGAUUCUGAAGACCUGGGAGAAGCUCACUCUGAAAAUGGGUGUACUGUAUCGCGUUACCAAAAGUUUGCUGUGAAAGAAGAAGACGUAC
Molecule: messenger RNA, 3015 nt
Organism: Salmo salar (Atlantic salmon)
Lineage: Eukaryota; Metazoa; Chordata; Actinopteri; Salmoniformes; Salmonidae
Source: RefSeq, a predicted model, not a curated record